UUGGCAUACACUUCCAGGGAGCGUCCAGUAGCGACCACGGACCACGUCUUUAACUUGCAUCUACAUCUCGUAUGCUUCUCUCUGUUUUUGAACCACGGGAUCAAGUUUACAAUUUUUUCCAUUUGACUAUGUAUAUAUGAUUGUGUUUAUGAAGUCCUCUACAAUAUGCAACAAGCAGAAAGUAAUGGAAACCAAGUUUUUGGACUUCUCUAAAUCUCUGCAGAUAUCCAAGACCUUGGCAUCUUUGGUAUCUCAAGGAUUUGGACCACAGAGUCUUCAGACAUUAAUGUGCACUUCCACUGGACAGGUCCUGAUUACAAACAAUGGAGCCACAAUCUUUAAUGCAUUGCAUAUUAGUCAUCCAGUAGGGAAAUUAGUGGUAGAAGCCAUUAACAAGAUGACACAGUACACAGGAGAUGGAAGUAAGGUGUUCAUUUUGAUGUUAACAGAAAUUCUACAGCAGAUAGACUGUCAUUGCUGUGAGAGUGACAGAGGUAGAUUGAUAAGGGGAAUAACUCACUUUAACGAACACAUUUUUCAUAAUCUCCAAGAACAUGUGCUUAAAUAUUCAAGGACAUGCACUUUAAGCGAUGACAAAAGGGCAUUCUGUGAGAGCUUUAAAGGAGUCUUCAGAAGUGUACUUUCACCACACUAUUCUGUAAAAGUGGUAGAAAGUUUGACAAGUACUUUGACAUCAUCAUUGAACUUUGACCUGUCCUCUAGCCGCUUUUUGGAGCAGGUAUCAAUAAUGACUCAGAACUUCAGUCAGAUGGUCAUUAAAACUAUCGGUCCAUCAAUUACUGAAUCAACAACGUUGGAGUCCUUCAUAAUUCAGAGAGAUUUGGCUACUCACUUUGAAAUGUGUCAUGUGGAUUAUGUGAAAUUUGUUGUUCUGAUGUGCCCAAUUGAAGGACAUCUUAACAGUGAAGAUGGUGAAUGUAUUCGUCUAUCAACAGAUAACAAUUUGAUAAGUUUUAUGAAAUACCAAAGAAUAAGAAUGGAAAAGUUUGCAUAUAUGUGCAAAGAUCAGAACAUAGGUUUAGUAAUCAGCACAAUAGGGGUGCCAAAGUAUUGUCUGCAAGUUCUGAGUUCACAUAAAAUUUCUGUGAUACAUUUUGUGGAGGAGGAAGACUCCAUGUUUCUGAGUCAGAUGUGGAAAAAAUCUCUGGUGUUUGAAUUCCCUGAAGAGAGAUUUGCUGAAAGGGAGAUAUUUGUAGCCUCGUCUUGUAAGAAGGUAAUCAUCAAUGGUAAGGCUUGUGUACAAGUGACACCCAGUGGAGAGCAAGUAGCACCCUUCACAAAAACCCUACUCCUGACUGCACCCACUGAUGGGCUGUGUGCACAGCUUUAUACUGUCAGUCAUAAAGCCAUCAAAGCAGCAUAUUUAUCCCUUAACCCAACAAAUUCACUCCAAGGCACUGAAGAUGAUUGCACUUCCAUAACAGUACAAGGAGGAGCCUGUUUUGAACUCAUAUCCAGUGAUUUUUUGUUAAAAUGUAGCAAAAGUAAAAUUCAUGAUGAGGAUUUAUUGAUAACUAAGAUACUAGGGAAUGCUUUUCUCAGUGUUGCAAGAACACUUCACAGAAAUGUGUCUGAAAAAACACAGAAUCAAGCUCAUGACUUCUAUGUCAAGUUGUCUAACAUCAAGAGAGAUCUGAACAGUUCUAAAUGUCGAGCAUUUGACAGAAGAGGAGCUCUUAAAGAUAUGGAAAAUAUUGGAGUGUUGGAGGCAUUAAGUGUUAAAUUCCAUGUAGUUUCUUGUGUGCUGAAUUUAUUGCAUUCUAUUUUGAAAACUGAUAGCAUUAUUGGAGUGAAAAAUAAAUAGAAGAGAAAACAUUA
Ostrea edulis (European flat oyster) is the source of this 1839-nucleotide messenger RNA. RefSeq names its product Bardet-Biedl syndrome 10 protein homolog. The record is from RefSeq and is a predicted model, not a curated record. Gene Ontology annotation, molecular function: ATP binding. Gene Ontology annotation, biological process: chaperone-mediated protein complex assembly. Bases 137 to 1825 code for a protein of 562 amino acids. NCBI's taxonomy places the organism in Eukaryota, Metazoa, Mollusca, Bivalvia, Ostreida, Ostreidae. The transcript is spliced from 2 exons.